Hirsutella rhossiliensis is the source of this 546-nucleotide messenger RNA. Its product is annotated as carbon-nitrogen hydrolase domain-containing protein. The transcript is spliced from 4 exons. Gene Ontology annotation, molecular function: protein-N-terminal asparagine amidohydrolase activity; protein-N-terminal glutamine amidohydrolase activity. Bases 1 to 546 code for a protein of 181 amino acids. The record is from RefSeq and is a predicted model, not a curated record. Gene Ontology annotation, biological process: protein catabolic process. Lineage: Eukaryota; Fungi; Ascomycota; Sordariomycetes; Hypocreales; Ophiocordycipitaceae.
AUGAAGAUCGGAUGUCUGCAGUUUGCGCCCCAUGUGGCCGAUAUUGACAACAACCUCAACCGCGCCGAUGCUGUCCUCUCCAAAGCGAGCCCAGAUGAGUCGGAUUUGGAUCUGCUAGUUUUGCCCGAGCUGGCCUUCACGGGCUACAAUUUUAAGUCGCUCCAGGACAUCUCCCCUUUCCUAGAACCCUCAGGCUCCGGCAUCACAGCUCUCUGGGCUCGAACUACCGCGCUCAAGUACAACUGCAUCGUCACGGCUGGAUACCCAGAAAAGGUAGACGUUGCUCCCAAAUGGCCUACUGGUCCCGAGUACUACAACUCGGUCAUUGUUGUCAACGGAGACGGUGAGACAAUUGUCAACCACCGGAAAUCGUUUCUAUAUCACACCGACAAGACUUGGGCGCUUGAAGGCCGUGGCUUCCAUGACGGCUUUAUUCCUGGUCUGGGAAACACCUCGAUUGGAAUCGGCAUGGAUAUCAAUCCGUAUAAAUUCGAAGCGCCUUGGCAUGCUUUCGAGUUUGCCUUCCACGUGCUAGAGGUCGAGUAG